UGUGUGAAUCAUCACACUAAACCUAGUAGGCUGCACUGUUAUCAAUACCGUCUCAAAGAUGACGUACGAUCUGUCGCUCCCCAAGUUGGUGGAUUUGGCCAUCGGAACUCCCGAGGUUGGUACCCUGGACCUCACGGCACUGCACAGUCUGCUACACAUCAUCGUUCGCAAGUUGGGAUGUCAAAAAACGCAAGUACAACUGCUGCCCGACCACAAAGAACGGAUCGAUUGGUUGAUUGAAUCGCUGGAUGAAAACCCAUCACUAAGCGUAACGGUUGAACAACAAGAUGGCGGCGAUGAGGUAUUCCAAGUGAUGAAAUAUGUGAACAUACCUGAGCAAGUCGAACAACGUUCUGAAAGUAUUUCCAAUAGCUCUGAGGUGCAGGACUUCUCGGAACGAUUGUCGAAUCUGGAGAGUGUUGUAUCCAUUUUGCCAAGUCCUGAAGAGUUGGAGCGUUACCAGUCCAGCCGUGAAUCACUAAAGCCAGAAGAAUCAGUGGACUUUCUCAACAUGGCCGCCAGAUUGGAUACCAUUGAAGUCAGCUUGGGCAAAUUGACGGCGUUGGCCAACGAUCUGCUACUGGAAUUCGCUCGCAUGGAGAAAAUGGUGCUUCCCUAUUUGGAAGGUGGUGAUAUAGCCGUUUUGAAGACUCAAAUAGAUAACAUAAACUAUCUGUUGACGACCCAGUUUCCGGGCUUCUGCUCCCGGCGGCCAUCGGACCCUCAACGGGCAUCAAAGCGAUUGACGAUCAAUGCACUUCCUGAGGAUUUCUACACCAGAGGAAUACCAACGAUAGCUCAACUUCCUUCAACCAGCACGAAACGGGCCAGCUCUCGAUUACAAUCUAUUGCACCAUCCGAUCAUCUCGAAAAAGAAGUCGAAUGUAUCAAAAGUGUUCUGAACGGUUUGAUCGGGAUGCUACCUCUUCCCGACGCUUCCGGAAGCGAACUGGUUCUAACCAAUUCGGAGGUAUCAUGCGAAGAAUCCCAAUCCACCAUGAGACCUAACUUCCAUCAAAAGGCGGCCAGUGCCAUCAUCAAUCUACGGUCGGUACAAAAGGAAAUUGACGAGAUAUUUCUAGAAAAGGAAGAACGUUUGGUUGCUCUCGAAACAGCACAUAAAGAAGUUCUUGAUCUGGGUACCAAGUUGCAGGAGACUAUCGAUGCGAUCGGAGAACAAUUUGAAGCUUUGAGAAACAAAUUGGACCUGCUAAAAGAGGAACUUGCCAUGAACAUAGAGGAUCGCCACAAAAUUCUACAGGAUCAACUCGACAAGCUUUCUCAAGAUGUUCAUUAUCUCAAUACUGACACUGUAGGACGUGUUAUCCAGUUGGAGAUGCAAAUCGAAGAUCGCCCGGACUUUGCUCUAUUCAGAACUCGUGUAUCACUGGAACAAUUUGAAACCCAAUUAGCCAUUAUCAAACAGUCCAUAGAAGAUUGCAAACUUGAAUUUGACCGAAACGAUUUACUACAACGAAUUGACUCUUUGGUAUUGAAACUUUGUGAAAAAGUGGACCGCAAGGAGUUAUCCACGUUGGAGACAAAAACCAAUAAGAAGCUGUCUCUCCUACAAUUGCGAUUGAAUAAAUUCCUAGCCCUCCAAGAAAGCAUCGAAGCUGCGGGAACGAAACUCAAACUCUCCGGCAACUUCACGUGUAUUUCCUGUGACCAUGAAGCCACCACCAAAGCGCUGGCGGAUCUUGUUCCUCAAAGUAAGGCCAUCCGAGCGAAGUUUUCCUACCCCUACGAACUGGACGCUGGUUACGAGACGCGGAAGAAGCGUUACUGUGCGGGGCUGUACACGGUGGCGCGGAAACCCAGGAAAAUAAAUGCGCAGCGACUGUGUCAGUCAUUGAAGGUAGACGAUCCUUCCAAGCUGCUGAACAUGGGGCUUCAUAUUGUGUCGCCGGAGAAUCCAACGUACAAAAUCCACUUGUAAAUUGCUCAGUUUUUUGUUGGUUAAAAAUAUAUGUUUAAAUGCAGAAUACAAAAAAAAUCAUCUACUUCCUUUUUCGAUGAUAAAUUCUUGUUUUUUCAAACUUUCGCCAAUGG
This is a messenger RNA of Aedes albopictus (Asian tiger mosquito), 2052 nucleotides long. RefSeq lists its product as uncharacterized. Lineage: Eukaryota; Metazoa; Arthropoda; Insecta; Diptera; Culicidae. The transcript has a single exon. The record is from RefSeq and is a predicted model, not a curated record. The coding region runs from base 59 to 1939 and encodes 626 amino acids.